Messenger RNA from Cannabis sativa, 1310 nucleotides. RefSeq lists its product as uncharacterized. Gene Ontology annotation, molecular function: cysteine-type peptidase activity. The coding region runs from base 543 to 1310 and encodes 255 amino acids. The transcript is spliced from 2 exons. Gene Ontology annotation, biological process: proteolysis. Lineage: Eukaryota; Viridiplantae; Streptophyta; Magnoliopsida; Rosales; Cannabaceae. The record is from RefSeq and is a predicted model, not a curated record.
AGCCACGUCACUGGAGGUGAGGCGCCUCUAUUUGUGGAUAUGGAAGAAUUGGUUAUUGGCGAUGAUGGCCAGCCUACUCAGGAUAGUUUGCGCAGCCAAGCUUCAAAGCUUGCACUCACGCUAGAACAGCGAGCGGAGGAAGCUGGAAUCUUCAGAGAUGAUACACCACCACAUUCUCCACCAUCAGGGGCCCGUUCUGUUCCACCGUCUGCCUCAAUGCCCGAUUCUGCAUCUAUGCCGCAGUCAGCAUCUAUUCCCAGCACCUCACAGCCUCAGGUGCCAAUAUCUUCUGCCAUAUUGGCAAGAUUGGAGCGUGUUGAAAAGGAACAGCUUGCUUUGAAGCAAGGCCAGACUGAUAUUUUGAAAGGGCAGAAUGAGAUAAUGGGUUACUUGAAGACCCUAUUGGCUCUUAUGGGAGAUCAGAGAAGGCCAGCGCAGAGGCAGAGCCACAGCCAGACGCCGUGUCUCCAGGAGAUGAGUUCAUUCUUCCGAAUGAUUACAGACCUAAUGAUGAGGAAGAUGUACUCCGGACACCUCAGAACAUGUCGGUCACGUCCAUUGGAGAUACCCAAGAUUCAGAGGUUCAGGUUUUAGAGACCGUUCCAACACCGGUGGAGAAGAGAACGAAGAAAAGGCCAAGGUGGUUUGACGAGUACACCGAAAUGAAGAAGAAGAUGAAGCCAUCAACAACCAAUGUGAAUGUUGACCCACUUCGGCCCGUUGAUGAGAAGCUACUACAUAGUUUUCGAAAUUGGUUAGUGGGAACCAUCGGAAACAAGUAUCCGAGGGACGUCUUCACCGGUCUGUGUGGCGUGGCUUGGUUCUCGACCCUAAAUACAGACAAACUAUGGCUUUCUGAUGACCAUUUGGAUGCUGCUUUCCAUAUGAUGAGGAGGAGGCAACACUUCUUCCCGGAGUUGUACCCACGUAAGUGUACUGUGAUGCCAUCUUGGUUUACCUCAUCGUUGAGGGGUCGGUGGGAUGCUUGGAAGAGCAAUACUGACCAUGAUGGUUUUGUUUGGGAUGAGUCCAUCUUGGAACUCCUUCGUGGGGAUCCAAACCAAUUUUUGCCUUCUUGGAAGGGUAUGGAGUGCAUAUACAUGUCCAUGUUCUUGAACAGACCGAAACAUUGGAUCGCUAUGGAGGUCAAUCUUGAGUUGUGGAAGAUAUUCCUCUUCGAUUCGAGUCUUGGAUCUCUAACGAAAGACGAACUGAAUUCGCUUAUGGAUGUGUGGUGCCCUUUACUAGCCGAAUUGGUGGACCAGUGUGGUGUAUGUGACACUCAUUACAUGGUGAUGGUCCUCGAAUGA